Messenger RNA from Drosophila teissieri, 364 nucleotides. RefSeq lists its product as uncharacterized. Bases 76 to 300 code for a protein of 74 amino acids. NCBI's taxonomy places the organism in Eukaryota, Metazoa, Arthropoda, Insecta, Diptera, Drosophilidae. Gene Ontology annotation, molecular function: serine-type endopeptidase inhibitor activity. The record is from RefSeq and is a predicted model, not a curated record. The transcript has 2 exons.
UUAGCCAACGUUACACCUAUUUGAAAAUAUUAAUAUCAUGAAGUCAGGGGAAAGAGGCAGCAAUUGAUUUUAAAGAUGAGAUCGAUCUAUAUAGUGCUCAUAUUAUGUUGUUUGUUUGAUUCGAUUACCUCGCAAAACCCCAAAUGUUUCAUAAAGACCUCUUUUGUGGGAAAGUGCAAGGGUUUUUCCUUCAUACCGAGAAAGCGUAGAUGUGUAAGGAUAACUGGUCCCUGCUCCGGAAGAGGAAACUUUUUCAAACACUUAAUGGACUGCCAGGCCAAUUGUAUAGAUUUCGAUUAACAUAGCCUUUAAUCUAUCUAUACUUUGUGAUUUUAAUAAAACUCAAAAUCAAUUCCUGUUGAAA